AUGGGCAAGAAGAAGCGCGGUCACCCCGACAUCGAGGAGGUUCUCGCACGUCCUUGGUGCUACUACUGCGAGCGCGACUUUGAUGAUCUAAAGAUUCUCAUCUCACAUCAAAAGGCAAAGCAUUACAAGUGCGACAGAUGCGGGCGUAGACUCAACACAGCUGGAGGUUUGUCUGUUCACAUGAACCAAGUACACAAGGAGAAUCUGACUACGGUGGAAAAUGCUCUGCCCAACCGCUCCGCUCCCGAUAUUGAGAUCUUUGGUAUGGAAGGCAUUCCCGACGAUGUCAUGCAGCAACACAACCAGCGAGUCAGCCACGAGUUCUUCGCCGCCGAGGCCGACCGUCGCGCUGCUUCAGGUAAUCCUGCUCCUGGUUCAACCAUUCAAGGAGCUGCAGGUACCAAGAAGCCGAAGCUCGAAUCACCAGCCGAGUUGAAGGCACGCUUGGCCGAGCACAAGGCAAGAAAGGCAGCUGAGAAGUCGGGCUUGGGUAGCGCUCCCGACACUCCUGUAAGUUUGACUGUCAUAUCACCCAGCUUUUCUGAGUACUUACUCGUCAACAAGGCCGACGUCGCCACUCCUCCUCAAUUCCAGUCAAGCUUCCCUCCUCCUUCGGCACCACAAGCCGCCAGCCCUCCUCCCACCGCUUACCCGCCCCAGCCCUAUGGCCAACCCCCAGCUGCGUAUGGUCAACAACCCCCGCCCUUCAAUUAUGGCGAACCGCCGUACGGAGCACCUCCAGGGCCAUUCCCGCCAGGUCAGUUCGGAUCCCAGCCAUCGUAUUCACCCUCACAGCCAUAUGGCGGUCAAGGCCCUCCUGCGCCUUUUGCUCCUCCUGCUCAGUACGCCUACCCGCCGCACUCUGCAAGCCCACCUCAAUACCAAAACUCCCGCCAUGCUCCGCCCAUGAGUCCACCUUCACAGGACUUGCCGACGCGUCAGAAUAGCCUUCCAUCAGCUCCAGGCCUACCGCAGCGCCCUACUUUCAACGCUCCUCAUGUUAGCCGGGAGCAACUCGCCGAAAUGCACAGUGGAAACAUGGGUGGUCCUGUUGCUCCUCCACAAGAGUCUGGUGCUAACGCAACAAGCGUGGAUGAACUCAUCUCGGGCGCUGCAGCGCAGCAAUCUGCAAAGUCAGUUCCGUCACAACAGCCAACGCCUACUCCAGCUCCGGAAAAGGAAGCCGAAGGAGGCAGCAAGAAGUCCAAGAAGGCCACCCGUCUCGUCUAUUCUGAUCAAGAAGUGUCUCCUGAAGAAAAGAUGGCCCAAAUGCCCAGGUAUGCCUUUACUCCAGACAAAGGUGGCGAAACUUACCUGGCCCCCGUCGAGGCAAACGUUACUGGCGUCGUUCGGGGCCCCGACGAUGUGAUUGAUGCACAGGGGUAG
This is a messenger RNA of Aureobasidium melanogenum CBS 110374, 1386 nucleotides long. RefSeq lists its product as uncharacterized. The transcript is spliced from 2 exons. Gene Ontology annotation, molecular function: DNA binding. The coding region runs from base 1 to 1386 and encodes 461 amino acids. Lineage: Eukaryota; Fungi; Ascomycota; Dothideomycetes; Dothideales; Saccotheciaceae. The record is from RefSeq and is a predicted model, not a curated record. Gene Ontology annotation, cellular component: nucleus.